Molecule: messenger RNA, 1712 nt
Organism: Chelmon rostratus (copperband butterflyfish)
Lineage: Eukaryota; Metazoa; Chordata; Actinopteri; Chaetodontiformes; Chaetodontidae
Product: CMRF35-like molecule 5
Exons: 6
Coding region: 9-1157 (382 amino acids)
Source: RefSeq, a predicted model, not a curated record
ACAGACAGAUGUUGGAUCAGUGUACAAAUCCUGGAGGGACAAUCCAGAAUAAAAACCAGAGAACUGGUAAUCUAUCGGUCAGAAUGAAGUCCAUUUCUGUCUUCUUCUGUCUUCUGUAUGCUAUGUGGACAGAGGGAACAAGUAUCAAUGUGAUGGGAUUCGAGAGAGGAAAAGUCUCAUUCCAGUGUUCACACAGACUUGCGUGGAGAAACUUUAAAUACCUCUGCAAGGAUCCAUGUAAACAAGACACAGAUAUGCUGGCUACUGUAAAAUCUGGUAGAAGAGUGGAGUCAGGGAGGAUAACUCUGGUGGAUUUGGGGAACGGAGUCUUCACGGUGACCUUCAGUCAGCUCCAGCUGUCAGACUCGGGCAAAUACUGGUGUGCAGUGGACAGGCCUGGGUUUGACACAUUCACCGCAGUAUACCUAACUGUAAAGACAGCUGUCGCACAAGAGACAACAACUGCCACACCAGAACUUUCUGUUUCCACCUCAGCACAGUUAACAUCUGCAACAAACCUUUCAACAGCCUCAAACUGCACCAGUGGAGGAGAACAGAACAUCAGCACAGGCACGAUGUUGUACGCCACUAUCGGGGGUGUUACCACACUUACUGUCUUGGCGCUCGCAGCAUGCUUCAGGAAAUGCAAAAAAAACUCAAAACCUCGACCACAAGUUUGCUCCAACAGCACAGGCCGCGCCAGUGCACAUGUAAGACAGGCUGACUAUGAAUAUGAGUUCGUCGAGGAAGUGCGGUCUGUACAAAAAUUAUCUUGUGCUAUGCACCUAAAACAGGGCUCAGCACCUUCUGCGUCAGCAGCAGCAGAAUGUGACGACCCUCAUCAUAUCUAUGAAAACAUCUGCUGCUCCAAAAGCUUGGCAGAUUCAAAGUGUUCAGCUGCACACUUCCAAGACGAGCUUCACAUCGCCUCCGGGAUCUACAUCGAACCUUUGCCACAGGCAGUGUCUGAAAGAACUGGUGAUGGUUAUCUUGGAAAGCACCCAGAUAAACCUACACCAACCAGAAAAGUGUCAAGCAGGCCUAGAGAGAUCUGCACAAACGACGCAUCAGCUCAUCACACCAGAUCUGGCAGUGAUUACACAGAAGUGAGACCCAGAUCACUUUGGUUUGGUUUGGAUUUAUCAGGUGCAUUCUGAGCUAUACCCUCAAAGGUGGGGUUGAUACAAUAUUUAUGGACAUUGAUGGCUGACUGAACUGUAUGUCCUAUUCUGCUUUUCCAAGGAUACACAACAUUUAUUUUUCACAGAUUUUUUCCUCCAUUUUCAUUUUCAUUUGCAUUUUACAAGCAGUAACUACAGAAACUAUGAAGCUGAUAAGAAAAGGUCAAACGUUGGAAGGCUCUUAGCAAAACUGUGUAACAUACAGACACAGACUUAAAAAUAAAAAACACGCUACUUUGCUAAGCUAGGCUAGGUGGUGUGUGUUUGGAUGUGGUUGAUCAUGUCAGGAUGCACACGUAUUUGAAUGUGUGUGUUUAACGUGUGUAAAAGCGCGUGAGUCUGGAGAGGGAACAUUCAUCUUCAGUACAUCCGUGACAGUAAUAAGAUUUGUCUGUACCUUGAAAUACACGUCAGCACUUUUAAGCUGAUAAUAACUCUUUGUAUUUUUCUACUGAUAUUUCUGUUGUUAUGCACCAAAACACCAAGGCACUUUGCCUGUAUGUGAAAAAUCCUACCUGGUAAUAAAAAUGA